Messenger RNA from Galleria mellonella (greater wax moth), 407 nucleotides. Its product is annotated as sperm protamine P1-like. Lineage: Eukaryota; Metazoa; Arthropoda; Insecta; Lepidoptera; Pyralidae. The transcript is spliced from 4 exons. The coding region runs from base 1 to 246 and encodes 81 amino acids. The record is from RefSeq and is a predicted model, not a curated record.
AUGAGAGAAGGCCGCUGUCGUAGUAGAAGUGGUAGGUUCAAACGAUGCCGCUCCGGUGACCGCCGGUACAGGGUGCGGCAGUGCAGCUGCCGGCGGCGCAGGCGCUACGGCCGGCGUAAGCGCCGCUCGCGCUCCUGCCGCCGGGGACGUUACCUGUGGCGAUGUCGCUCCCGUUCCGGCUCCUUCAAGCGCUGCCAUCGCUGCGACAGACGCUAUAAAAUUCAUCGUCGAAGAUCCAGAUCUUAACAUUGCUCAAGAGACUCAACGCCAACUUUUCGGACUUUUUGUUACAUAUUUUUUUUUUUUAAUAAUACAACGUUUUCGUUCAAUAAUGUGUUUUAAUUAUUAUUACAAUUUUUGAUUUAUUUGAGAUUUGAGAUUAAAGUGUAAUUUUCUUUAACAGAAAA